Molecule: messenger RNA, 2211 nt
Organism: Cryptotermes secundus
Lineage: Eukaryota; Metazoa; Arthropoda; Insecta; Blattodea; Kalotermitidae
Product: protein lifeguard 2
Exons: 9
Coding region: 405-1361 (318 amino acids)
Biological process (GO): negative regulation of apoptotic signaling pathway
Cellular component (GO): endoplasmic reticulum; Golgi apparatus; membrane
Source: RefSeq, a predicted model, not a curated record
AUUGGGAACGUAAUGAAGCAUCGUUCAUUUCAAUGGCUGCAUUCUUCUGCACUCUAGCUUAAGAAAUGUAAAAGGUUGCGUCUGCAGAGCGAUGCGCGGUAGGCACGAUUGGGCACGAUCGGCACGAUAGCUGGCAGCGGUUGGCAGUAGUCGCAGUCGUCGCAGUGGUCGCGGUAGUUUGCAGUAUUUUCUAGGAAGUGUAGUAGGAAAGGAAGGUGGAAAUAAGUACUGUACUCUGUUUGUAUAUACGUAGAUACGGUUUACAGUAUAAGUACUAUUAAUGUAGUACGUCGAGGGGGUCGAGAGCUUUCCUGAUCUUUACAUUACAAUAUAUAAUCAAUGUGAAUAGAAGUAAUUGUACUGUCAAAACGUGCCUUAAUCCAUCUGUUGGAAGCCAAGUUAAGAUGUCAAAGCCAGAGAUAAAUUCAUAUGACAAAGGAAUUAUGUCACCUCCAUCAUUUGAAGAAGCAAUGCAAAGUGAAUCAUCGAAACAAGGGGCAACAUAUCAUAAACAGGAAGGGUGGGUUCCUGCAGUGAAGCCAGCUGGGGAUGGCUUCCCAGUUGCACCAGCUUCGCUUGCAAUGCCAGCAACUCUUCGUGAUGUGGGGGCAGGUAAUGUGGUGUAUGUUGUGAACCAACCAGGGGGACCUGAUGUCACUGAAGAUAAUCAUAUUUUUGGAGCAUCAUUUGGCAACAAAGCAAUUCGAGCUGUGUUUGUGCGCAAGGUGUACACUAUACUCAUGUUGCAGCUUCUCACCACACUCGUCUUCAUCACCUGGUUCAUGUUUCAUGAUGCAACUCGGGACUUUGUACGGCGCAAUAGUAUCAUCCUCAUCACUGCAUACGUUACGUUUGUGGUCACAUAUAUCAUUUUGGUGUGCUGCUCAAAUGUCCGCCGCUCCUGGCCCUGCAACAUCAUCGUGCUUACAAUAUUUACUCUGUCCAUGUCAUAUUGGGCUGCUACAAUUUCAGCUUUCCACGACACAUACAUCGUGAUUAUGACAGUUGGGCUUGUGACUGUUGUGUGUCUCGGCAUAUCCUUAUUUUCUGUACAGACUAAGUGGGAUAUCACUGGAGCAGGAAUAUACCUGUUUGUGUUUCUGCUAGUGGUUUUGCUGUUUGGGAUUCUGGCUGCAGUGAUAGCACUCACCACUGGCAACCGAAUCAUGACGGUGGUGUAUGCCGGGCUGCUCGCUUUGGUGUUUGCUAUGUACCUAGUAUAUGAUACUCAGCAGAUCAUGGGGGGCCGCAAGGUGGAGUUGUCUGCGGAGGAACACAUCUAUGGUGCUCUUCAGCUGUACAUAGACAUCAUCAACUUGUACCUGAUCUUUCUGUCACUUGGGAGUAACUCCUGCAAAUAACUUGCUCCCCAGAAUGAUAUCUACAACUCAUGGCCAGGUCAGCCAACAAACCUACUUAAAAGAAUAUUGAUGACAGUACUAGCAGUGAGACACCGAAACCACUCUCCGUCUGGCCAUGUUGAUCAUCUCUGCAGCAGAAUCUGGGAAGGAGUAACAGCAAAGGUCAUGAAGGUCUACCUCAGCCUGCUCACAGGAAGGAUGUAUGAUAGUUCAGAACAAAGUCCAGCUUGGCACCUCUAGUGACACAUUCUCAAUGUCCUCUUUGAUGCAUUCUCCCAAUGUCAUGCUUCUUCUGUUAUGUAUGAUUUUCUUGCUGACAGUGUGGAGAACUGUUAACAUGUGGUUUUGUCAUGAGUUGAUCUUGUUCACUUUCUAGCUGCAAAUUACAAAUCUUACAAUGCCCUUGCAUCAGUGCAUUUUAAAAGCAAUUUUAUGGACCAAGGGAUCUAUCUGAAUGUGUUCAUAAAAUAAUUUUGUUAUAUGAGAAUCAGUAAUAAUAUUUGAUAUUAGGAUAGUCUGCAGAUGUUACAUGUUAUUUCUCCAUGAGAUUUCCUUUUCUCUUACAAGAAAUACCAGACAUAAUGUAGCAGUUACCACAGUUAUUUCACACUUUUAUGUUUCUGUUUCUUAAUUGAGCCAGAACUGGCAGUUUUCCUGACUUAGGUUUCUUGUUUUCCUCAGUCCCACCAGCUGAAUGCUGGGACAGCACCAUAAAAUAAACUGUGGCUAUUUUGUCCCAUUUCCAUCCCAGUUCUCCACUAUUGUAUUCACACCUCUCAUGUUUUUUUUUAAUUCGCUUAGUGGGGCAUGGAGUCCAACUGGGUCCACUCGGCAUGGCGGUCACUGAUUG